AGUAAAGUUACUUAUAACCAGGUUAAAGUUUAAAUGCGGAUGUUAAUGCUGAUUAAAUCGUGAGUUUGAAACUAAUUAAACAAUAAGAGGAUCUGCGCUGCGUCGAGCUGAUAAACAUCUGGCAAACCAUCAAUAUUACACAUAUUAACAGUGUCACUGACUGACAGACAUGUCUGCGUUCGAGUCCUCUAGCGCCUCCAGCAGGGCCAUCACUGCAGUGGCCUGGGCGUCUAACGCCACCACCUGCCCCAGCCAUUUCACGCUGAUCAGUCUGACUGAAGAUGGAGCCUCCGCUAACUUCAUCCGAGGGUUUGCGAUCAAGUCAGUAGGAUUGUUCCUGUGUUACAGUAAGGAUCUGUCCGGUGGGAUGGUUGUGGCGGAUGUGCAGUUGAUUUCGGAUAAAGAGACGAUUCCUCAUGGAUACUGCUACAUCCCAGAAUACCUGGAGCCCAAGGCGUCUGUCGGGAAGAAGAAGCGCAUCUGUGUGCGGAUCGUUCCAGUGGGAAGCGUCACGAUGGCUGUUCUGGAUCUCAAACUGACGGCCAAGAACAAGACCAUGGUGCAGCAGUACACCUGCCUGGGGGACAUGAAUGGCUUCGUGGUGUGGUGUCUGAAGGGCCCGUUCUCCACCCCGGCGCCUCAGGCCAAGCCUCGCAGUAUCAGUCUGGACAUGCGCAGUCUGUCUCUGGAUGGAGUCGGACCCCCGCUGCCUCUCAAACCCAGCAACCCUCCCGAUAUCCCACCGAAAUUCAGCCGUCGGCGCAGUAAGCUUGACGUGACCAACCAGACGGAGGGAGUGUAUGACAGCGGUAACCAUAGCAACAUCUAUGGUAUCACAGCAAUGGAUGGUGUUCCUUUCACUCUACACCCCAAGUUUGAUUCUCAGUCAAACACAAAGGUGUCUGCUAGCACAUUGAGUGACAUCCGGAUCAAAUCCGUGCAGGACAUUGAGAAUGAGUAUAACUACACGUUUGCAGUGGAAGAACUGGCAGCGAAGAGAAUCCGUCCGUCGCUCUCCUGAAAGCUCUUUCUUUCAUCAGAUCAUAGUGGUUUUCUUCCAAUGAUCUGUGAAAUCACACCUUGAAAUGAUGAUUCUGGUGUUAUGAUCAUGUAUUAGAUCUUUCUCACACUGGUUCUGGCUGCUCUCUCUCUCUCUCUCUCUCUCUCUCUCUCUCUCUGUUUCUUGUCUGGGUUUGUUGAACAUGAAGGAUUUUCUGCAUCCAAACACAUUAUGUACAUGUGUUUAUAUAUAUAUAUUACAGCUUCACGUGUUUCUACGAAACACUGACAGGCGAAUCUAAGUGCUUCUCGACAGAGAUAUGUAUGUUAUGUUAUUUUAAAAGGCCAAAAUGUUUUUGAGCUGUAGUUGGUAUUUAAACAGUGUGUUUACACUACUAUUUAUCUUAUAAAAUAUGUUUGUACGGUUACAAAUGUGGGGACCAAAAAUGUUCUUGUAUUCUCUGUUUAUACUCUUACAUAUAUCAUACUAUGGUGCUCUGUGAGAUCGUCUUUGUACUCUGCUAAAAUGAUGUCUUUUUGUGGAAUUUUAAUAAAAAUGAUUUUUUAAAUCA
This is a messenger RNA of Megalobrama amblycephala (Wuchang bream), 1571 nucleotides long. RefSeq names its product multivesicular body subunit 12A (gene mvb12a). Gene Ontology annotation, biological process: regulation of epidermal growth factor receptor signaling pathway; endosome to lysosome transport via multivesicular body sorting pathway; viral budding. The record is from RefSeq and is a predicted model, not a curated record. Bases 170 to 1021 code for a protein of 283 amino acids. The transcript has 10 exons. NCBI's taxonomy places the organism in Eukaryota, Metazoa, Chordata, Actinopteri, Cypriniformes, Xenocyprididae. Gene Ontology annotation, cellular component: cytosol; ESCRT I complex.